Molecule: messenger RNA, 365 nt
Organism: Malus domestica (apple)
Lineage: Eukaryota; Viridiplantae; Streptophyta; Magnoliopsida; Rosales; Rosaceae
Source: RefSeq, a predicted model, not a curated record
AAAGAAAGAGUGAGAAACAGGAGAAAGCUAACUUCUAUAAUCGAGUUCGGUGAUAUUUUUGGUAUAUGAGAUGCUAUCACACGUAAAAUCAUACUCGAUUCGACGGAAUCCUUUUGAUCUUAAAGGGGUCUUCUAUAAUUUCGCACGUGAAAUGACAUCCGAACAUGAAAGGCGAGACCCUGGGAGAAGGCAAGAACUGGACCAAAAGGCAAGGCAGGGAGAGACCGUUGUCCCCGGUGGAACCGGCGGCAAAACCCUCAACGCUCAGGAGCACCUUGCUGAAGGACGCCACCGUGGAGGCGAGGCCAGGAAGGAGCAGCUGGGAAGUGAAGGGUACCGGGAGAUGGGCCACCGCGGAGGCUAGG